Molecule: messenger RNA, 738 nt
Organism: Mycosarcoma maydis (corn smut)
Lineage: Eukaryota; Fungi; Basidiomycota; Ustilaginomycetes; Ustilaginales
Product: putative NADH-ubiquinone oxidoreductase
Exons: 2
Coding region: 1-738 (245 amino acids)
Biological process (GO): aerobic respiration; electron transport coupled proton transport; mitochondrial respiratory chain complex I assembly
Molecular function (GO): NADH dehydrogenase (ubiquinone) activity; 4 iron, 4 sulfur cluster binding; quinone binding
Source: RefSeq, a predicted model, not a curated record
AUGGCUUCUCUUCGCUCACUAUCUCGAGUCGGCCUCUCCUCCAAGCCAACCAUGGCUCUGACUCGCUCGUUCCAGACAUCGACCAUCAAAUCGGUGCCCAAGAUCGCCGCAGCUAUGGCUGGGCCGUCGAAGCAGCAGCAGAAACCUUGCACUUAUCGUAGCAUCUCGUCGUCGGCGCCCGCCAAGGAUGCCGGGCCCGACGGACCCUUGCCGCUCAUGUCGGUGGCCAACCGCGGCUCGAACCAGCUCUCGCUCGAGACGCCCAAGAACGGCGUCGAGUACGUGCUUUCUUCGAUGGACAAGAUGGCCAACUGGGCACGUCAAUCGAGUUUCUGGCCCAUGACGUUUGGUCUCGCGUGCUGCGCCGUAGAGAUGAUGCACGUUGCCACCGCACGAUACGAUCAGGAUCGCUUGGGUGUGGUUUUCCGUGCGUCGCCGCGUCAGUCGGACUGCAUGAUCGUCGCAGGUACCCUGACCAACAAGAUGGCACCGGCGUUGAGAAAGGUGUACGACCAGAUGCCCGAACCGCGAUGGGUCAUCUCGAUGGGCUCGUGCGCUAACGGAGGUGGAUACUACCACUACUCGUACUCGGUCGUCCGGGGUUGUGACAGGAUCGUUCCCGUUGACUUGUACGUGCCUGGAUGCCCUCCUACAGCCGAGGCGCUGCUCUAUGGCUUCUUGCAGUUGCACAGAAAGAUCAGGAGGAACAGGAAGACCACGCUUUGGUACCGAAAGUAA